Momordica charantia (bitter melon) is the source of this 1627-nucleotide messenger RNA. RefSeq lists its product as uncharacterized. The record is from RefSeq and is a predicted model, not a curated record. NCBI's taxonomy places the organism in Eukaryota, Viridiplantae, Streptophyta, Magnoliopsida, Cucurbitales, Cucurbitaceae.
GAUUGACAGUGAAGCGAGUCUACUUUUUUCUUUGUCUGCUUCUCCUCUCUGUCGCUUUUCUUCAUUAUUUUACAUUCUACAUUCCACAAAUUUGUCUUUAAUUUCCAACGUAACCCCCCAUUUCCCAUUCGUUAUCACUUGUUUCUCAAACCUCUAAUCCUCUGUGGGUUUUUUUUUUUGGUUUGCGUAGACGCAUCUAAAUCUACCAUUUACAUGGCGGAUGCAGGCCGAAGAACAGAUUUCCUAAGCCUUCUCUCAGAUGGGGUUUCUAUUUCUUCAGCUUUCUCUCUGAUUUUGAAGCGUUUCUGAGAUGGGAUUUGUUGUUCGUCGUCUCUGAUAAUCAUUGCUGAUUCAAAUUUCAAACCCCAUUUUCUUUUUCCUUCUUUUUAUCUUCUAGUGAUUUUAAUCUGAAGCUCCCAAGGCGGAAAAUGAGGGAUUUUCCAUCUUGUUUUGGCGAAAAUGGCGUCCAAGUUGCAGAUUUCUCUUCCUCUAACAAUGGUAAGACUGCUCAAAACCUUGUCACUUGCGUUUAUCAAUGUCGAUUGAGGGGGCGUUCUUGCCUGAUUAGUGUUACUUGGAGUAAAAAUCUGAUGGGUCAAGGCCUGAGUAUUGGCAUUGACGAUUCCUCAAAUCAAUGCCUCUGUAAAGUUGAGAUUAAGCCAUGGCUCUUCUCUAAAAGAAGAGGGUCAAAAAGUUUAGAAGCUUAUUCUUGUAAAAUUGACAUUUAUUGGGACCUUUCUUCUGCAAAAUUUGGAUCUGGGCCUGAGCCUUUGGAGGGUUUCUAUGUGGGGAUUGUAGUGGAUAAGCAAAUGGUUCUUCUUCUUGGAGAUUUGAGAAAAGAAGCUUUCAAAAAAUCCAAUUCCUCCCCUCUGCCUUCUUCUGCUGUCUUCGUUUCCAAGAAGGAGCAUGUCUUUGGGAAGAAGGUGUUCUGUUCCAAAGCUCAGUUUUGUGACAAUGGUCAGAUUCAUGACAUUGCUAUCGAGUGUGAUACAAACGGUGUCGCCGAGCCGUGCCUGAUUCUCCGAGUUGACUCGAAGACGGUGUUACAGGUGAAGCGGCUGCAAUGGAAAUUCCGCGGGAACCACACCAUCUUGGUUGAAGGGCUUGCUGUGGAAGUGUUUUGGGAUGUUCAUAGUUGGCUGUUUAGUACAUCACCAGGAAAUGCUGUUUUCAUGUUCAAAACAUGUCUGUCUGCUGAAAAGUUGUGGGGAAAUCAACCAAUUUGUGAUCCUAAUGUCUUGUCCUGGUCUUUCUCUCAGAGAUUUUCAGACAGCAAAUCACAUGGUCUUGGUUUCUCACUGAUGUUAUAUGCCUGGAAGAAUGAAUAGAGAGACGUGGUUUGCAGAUUCUUUUCUAAUUUUAACAGAAAAAACAACUCUUAGCGUGUGAGAGAUUUUUAUCGUCCCUUUCCGCUUCGAUUACAUUCGAUCCGAUAUGAGAUCGUCCAUUGUCUUCUCUUCCUUUUUCCACCUUCUUGAGCAAACUGAGUCAUUUGAUUAUAUGAGAGGAUUUUGUUAUAGUUGGCUGUACAUUCCUUCAACCAGUGUUAAUUCUCUGUUUGAACUUUAUCAUUGUUGGCAAGUAUAUAUCUAAUAUAUGAUCACUUAUUUAGCUUCUUGCUAUUGAA